Neoarius graeffei (lesser salmon catfish) is the source of this 4037-nucleotide messenger RNA. Its product is annotated as gastrula zinc finger protein XlCGF26.1-like. Gene Ontology annotation, biological process: negative regulation of transcription by RNA polymerase II; regulation of immune system process; regulation of cytokine production. The transcript is spliced from 7 exons. Bases 144 to 2276 code for a protein of 710 amino acids. Gene Ontology annotation, molecular function: DNA-binding transcription repressor activity, RNA polymerase II-specific; histone methyltransferase activity; protein binding. Gene Ontology annotation, cellular component: nucleus. The record is from RefSeq and is a predicted model, not a curated record. Lineage: Eukaryota; Metazoa; Chordata; Actinopteri; Siluriformes; Ariidae.
CACUGGAGAAGAAAAAGCUGAUGCUCGUCUGAACCGCUUUAUAAAAAUAAAAGCACAUUAUUGUGUCUGGCUCUGAGGAUUUAAACCCCUGAGGAGGAAAUUAAACAACCUGCCUUCCUCAUCUUCACCUGCAUGAUGGGCCAAUGAUAAAUGGGCUGUGUGAGGACAUGAAAACAGAGAUAUCCACGGAUGGAGGGACGUCAGAAGUCUGUGUGAAGAAAGAGGAGACGCUGGAGCUGAAAAUCUACAACCAUGGAGAUAACCUCGAUAAUCCACCUGAAGGUCUCUCUGUUAAAGUGGAAGAUCCUGACAAUAAAGACUACCUCUACUGCGAGGUUUGCAAAUCCUUCUUCCUCAACAAAUGUGAGAUUCAUGGACCACCCCUCUUCAUCCCAGAUACUUUUGUUCCCAUGGGAGUCCCUGACCGAGCCAGACAAACUCUUCCUCCUGGGCUAGAAAUCCAGAAGUCCAGUAUCCCUGAUGCAGGCCUGGGAGUGUUUAAUAAGGGGGGUACUGUUCCAGUAGGUGCACACUUCGGACCCUACCAAGGGGAGUUGGUAAAUGGAGAAGAAACCGGGAACAGUGGAGACUCCUUGGUUGUAUACAGGAGCAUGCAGUGUGAACAAUACAUCGAUACCAAAAGAGAGAUGCAUGUGAAUUGGAUGAGGUAUGUGAAUUGUGCCCGUAAUGAAGAAGAACAGAAUCUUGUGGCAUUUCGGUAUCGAGGGGGCAUUCUGUAUCGUUGCUGUCGACCCAUUAACCCAGGACAUGAGCUCUUGGUGUGGCAUGAAGAGGAGUACACCAAAGAACUCAGUCCUGCACCUACAGGAACAACCAGCCAGCAAGAAGUAAAGAACACUGAAGUAAAGAACACUCUGCUGCAAGUCUUUUCCUGCUCCACAUGUCCUCGUUCCUAUACAUCUCAAAUUUACCUCGACAAACACAUCCAGAGAUGCCACUAUAAAGAGUAUGUGGGCCUACGGGAAUCAGGAGAGAUUAAAUAUGAGCUUCAGAUCCCCUCCAGAUGUCAGCCAACAUCAACUAAUACUCUCAGUUCUGACACUUCUCAUAAUGCUAUACAGAAGGAAAUUCACCACUGCUCAGACUGUGGAAAGAGUUUUGGUCAUCAGAAUGCAUUCAAGACGCACCAGCGCAUUCACACAGGAGGAAAGCCACAUGACUGCUCACAGUGUGGGAAGAGUUUUACUGGACAGAGUGCUCUCCAACGACACCAACGCAUUCACACAGGAGAGAAGCUGUAUCACUGCACACAGUGUGGGAAGAGUUUUAUGAUGCAGAAUCAUCUCCAAGAACACCAGCGCAUUCACACAGGAGAGAAGCCGUAUCACUGCUCACAGUGUGGAAAGAGUUUUACUCAGCAGAGUACUCUCCAACAACACCAGCGCAUUCACACAGGAGAGAAGCCGUAUCACUGCUCACAGUGUGGGAAGAGUUUUACUCGUCAGAGUAAUCUCCAACAACACCAGCGCAUUCACACAGGAGCGAAGCCGUAUCACUGUUCACAGUGUGGGAAGAGUUUUACUCGGCAGAGUCAUCUUCAAGGACACCAGCGCAUUCACACAGGAGAGAAGCCGUAUCACUGCUCACAGUGUGGGAAGAGUUUUACUCAGCAGAGUGCUCUCCAACAACACCAGCGCAUUCACACAGGAGCAAAGCCGUAUCACUGCUCACAGUGUGGGAAGGGUUUUACUCGGCAGAGUACUCUCCAGCGACACCAGUGCAUUCACAAAGGAAAGAAGCCACAUCACUGCUCACAGUGUGGGAAGAGUUUUACUCAGCAGAGUCAUCUCCAACGACACCAGUGCAUUCACAAAGGAAAGAAGCCACAUCACUGCUCACAGUGUGGGAAGAGUUUUACUCAGCAGAAUACCCUCCAACGACACCAGCGCAUUCACACAGGAGAGAAGCCGUAUCACUGCUCACAAUGUGGGAAGAGUUUUACUCAGCAGAAUCAUCUUCAACAACACGAGCGCAUUCACACAGGAGAGAAGCCAUAUCACUGCUCACAGUGUGGGAAGAGUUUUACUCGGCAGAGUCAUCUCCAACGACACCAGUGCAUUCACACAGGAGAGAAGCCGUAUCACUGCUCACAGUGUGGGAAGAGUUUUACUCAGCAGAGUACUCUCCAACGACACCAGCGCAUUCACACAGGAGAGAAGUCGUAUCACUGCUCACAGUGUGGGAAGAGUUUUACUUAUCGGAGUAAUCUCCAACAACACCAGCGCAUUCACACAGGAGAGAAGCCGCAUCACUGAUCAUAGUGUGGAAAGAUGUUUACUUAUUCAGUUACAUUUAAUACCUACAAGUACACUAACUCAGAGACAUUGCAUGAUUUAAAGUAGUCACAUUAAAUAUGGUUGUUAUUAUGACUGUUCUGGCUGAAAAUGACCUUUAAUUUGAAAUGUAUUGUUCGUUAUAUAACACUUUUAAAAUAUGUACCUUUAUAGUGAUGUUUAAAACAAGACUGUUAAUGUUUUCUUUUGACCUUAAGUAGUCAUUAAUUACCACUAUACAGGUAACGAUUAAACUGCAAUUCUCAUCAGUGUAGUGCUGCAGCAUGAGACUAAUUGUUAAUGGAAUUAUUACUGAUCAGGAGUUUAACAUUACUAUGUUUAACAUGUGGAUCAAACCAAAUGACUAUGGAGCAUUGAAAUGAAGCUCGUCCAGCUAUAUGCAUCCGCCUCGCCUCACUGGUAGAGAAGGCGGCAUCGGUUAUUUAUAAUCAUAAUCUAGGAGUCGUACAAAAACCUGAACAAAAAUUCAGUAUGUUUGAAGUUCUUUAUCCUAACAUAUGUAGCUAAAAAAAAGUCUAUGCAGUUGAUUCAGCUAAUUAUUAUUUACAGACCAGUGGUCUAUAUUCUGAAGUUCUUUCUGAAUUUGCGGAUUUCUUGAGACAACGAAUUAAUUGUUAGACAUUAUUAUUUGUUUUGAUCACCUGGAAGACUCUGAGAACAGCAUUCUUGUCCAUUCGAGAUUCAGUAGGGGUUAAUCAGGAUGAAAUAGGACCUAACCCUACUUUUGUUCAGGUUUUUGUAUGAUUCUUAGUGGUCACACUCUCAAUCUAAUACUUGUAUUUAUAUUAAACAUAGGAAAUAUCGUCACUUCCACAGUCUGAAGCUCCCUCAGAUCAUUAUCUCCUCUCUUUUGAAAUGUCUUAGCAAUACUAUGUGUACCUUGCACACCAUCGCGUCAAAAGUACAUUCACGUCAACGACUGCAUAAAGUUUUAUCAGUAGUCUUCAAAGUUAUCAACUUGGAUUGGCUCACAGUCAGACCCCACAGAACUUGAUCAGCUAACUGAAUGCUGAGAGUCAACAUUCUGCUUUACUUUAGAUAAUGUAGCUCAACUUAAAAAAAAAUAAUUCAGGAGAAAAAAAACCUAGCACCCUGGUAUAACAAUCACACAUGCGCCUUAAAACAUAAAAUUAGAAAAUGGCAUCAAACAAAAUUGAUUAGCGUGGAAGGAGAGCCUCUGGAACUACAUGGACAAGCUUUUAAUGCUGCUUGAUCAACAAUUUUCUCCACCCUAAUAGAUGAUAAAAAUAAUCUUAAAUUAUGGAAUACUUUAGUCAGAAAAACACAGAAACGUACCACAGAAACAUACCUUCAAUAUGUAGUGUUGAUGACUUGAAGUUUCUUCGAUGGCAAAAUUGAAAAUAUCAGGCAAAAAUAUCAAACUAUUAAUUUAAAACUAGACAAUUUGAUAAGUCCCCCUGAAGAGAACAGUAUAACUACAUCACAGCAACAAUUUGUUUUACACCCCUUAGAGAGACUGAACUAAUUUCACUAAUUUCCUCAUCAAAAUCUUCAACCUGUGUACUUACAGUGGGGCAAAAAAGUAUUUAGUCAGUCACCAACUGUGCAAGUUCUCCCACUUAAAAAGAUGAGAGAGGCCUGUAAUUAUCAUCAUAGGUAUACAUCAACUAAGAGAGACAAAAUGAGAAAAAAAAAUCCAGAAAAUCACACUGUCUGCAUUUUAAAGAAUUUAUUUGCAAAUUAUGGUGGAAAAUAAGUAUU